Molecule: messenger RNA, 900 nt
Organism: Necator americanus (New World hookworm)
Lineage: Eukaryota; Metazoa; Nematoda; Chromadorea; Rhabditida; Ancylostomatidae
Exons: 9
Coding region: 1-900 (299 amino acids)
Source: RefSeq, a predicted model, not a curated record
AUGCUUUGCUUUAAGCGUUACUUCAAUGAGCCUUUGCCAAAACAGGACAUAUUUUGUCGUCAACCUGGCACAAUGUGUGGCUACAUAGAAAAAGGAAUUUCGAUGUCGAAGUGGGAAAAACGACUGGCUAUUAUCACUCCGCAAGGCGACCUUAUUAUUUACAAGUACUUCUUACUCGACAUAUGCCCUGGAGAGCCUCUCAUGGGAAAAAUUUACGAACUAGACAAACUUAAAAAUAUGCAAAUUGAAAGAUUUGAGACUGGUGAAAUCACUGUUCGCAUACAAACGAAGGAAGGAAAAAAGGUAAGAUUGAGGCUGACUGGAAAUGAAGCUGCUGCUUGGGCUGCCAAACUCAUCAACAUUCGGGGACCGACCUCAGGCCAUCACAGCCAUCCUCAUGCAAACUUCAUGGACGGGAUGAAUUCAACUCCCAGAAAUUCUGUGUUGCCUUCCAAUCCAGACAUCUCGAUGACAGUCUCGAAGACGUCGCGAUCUGCCUCCAAUCACAGCAAGUUCUCUUACUCAGUUACACUGCACGAUGGUACAGGAUCUACUGAUGAUGGAGUAGUAGCUACAGAGGAAAGUGGGGAAGAUGCUCUUUUGUCUGGAGAUGUGCCGAGCAUUAUAGACUCUGCCAGAUUCGAUGAUCCUGAACGUGCAAGAGGAGGGAAGGUGCAUGGAGAUGUCUCAGAGGUGAUUCACUCCAUUAUGACAACCUCUUCGAAUACGUCCUCCAAUAGAAAAAUGAUCCGAAAACAAGUAGAUGAACUCAUUAAGAAGCACAUAAAAGAAGAGGAGGCAAGAAAAGAGACGGAGUUGUCUCCAUUAGCGAAGAAGGACGCAGCCUUUGCACGACCAAUGAAUGUCGGCGCUAUGAAUCAUAUGGAAACAAACACGUAA